AUGACGUCGUAUUCAGGACUCCGACACUUCAAAAAAGGCAUAUCCAAGCGCAAACAAUGGACAGGGGCAGAUUAUCGCGAGUUGCAGCGUGUCUUUCUCGGUGUGAUUGCUGGCGCAGUUGACAACAAAGUUCUGAUGGCAGUGCGUGGUGUCUUAGAUUUCAUUUACUAUGUGCAGUAUCACACACACACGGAUGACACACUUGCCCAUAUGCACGCUGCCCUCACCUCAUUACAUGCCAGUAAGCACAUUUUCGUCGACCUCGGGGUACGUGAACACUUCAAUAUUCCGAAGAUUCACUCGAUGAUCCAUUACAUCGAUGCCAUUCGCUUUCUCGGCACUGCAGACGGUUUCAACACUGAACUGCCUGAACGGCUGCAUAUUGAUUUUGCCAAAUGGGCUUACUGUGCAUCGAAUCGCCGCGACUACAUCAUGCAAAUGACCACCUGGCUACAACGCCAAGAGUCCAUCCACAUUCAAGACGCCUACAUUCGCUGGUGGGUAUCCCAUCACCCCAUCAAUCAAGAGUGGCAAGACUCGGAUGCCAGUGACUCUGAUUCAGAUUCGGAUGGCGCAGGACCUGGACUAUUUGAGAACCGCAUUGACUUACCCUCUCAGGUCCAACGGUUCACAAUGGUGACGGGUUCCCAUGGCUACUUCGUCCCUAGGACAUGUCCGUUUCCGAAUUCGACAAUCCAGCGCUUACUUACCGACCACAAUGCAUCCCUUUUCAUUCCAGCUCUUGAAGAAUUCCUUCAGAUACAUGUUCCAAGCUGGUCAUGCCGAAAACUCACACCGCAAGAUCAGGUGGAUGUUUACAAGUACCUCAAGAUUGUCUCUCCAGCACGACCCCAUAUCAACAACCAAAAGUGUUUGUUCAAAGUUCGUGCGUCGCCGGUGAUUCCUGCGUCAGACAUGAGGAGGCCGCCAGCACCUGCACACUUCGACAGUGUGUUGGUGAUCGAAGAUGGGAAUGAGUACACCGGUGAAGGUAUAUCUAGUCUGCGAGUGGGCGAAGUACGAGUCGUUUUCAAGCUUCCAUCACGUCUCGGGAAUUUUCCAUGCCCGCUGGCUUAUAUUCACUGGUUUCGACCCCUUCAAACCUUUGAUGAAAAUUUGCACAGCUUCCGCCUCAGCAAGUCUUCAUGUCAGCGUGGUCCUAACGCACUGGUGGUACCGGUCCAUCAAGUUCUUUGCCCGUGCCAUCUUAUUCCUCGCAUUGGUCGAGAGUCGGACGUGCGAGAAGACUUUUAUCUCAACAGGUACAUUGAUCUGGAAUUGUUUGACCACUUGUCUGUAUCCUAG
Molecule: messenger RNA, 1305 nt
Organism: Suillus plorans
Lineage: Eukaryota; Fungi; Basidiomycota; Agaricomycetes; Boletales; Suillaceae
Exons: 2
Coding region: 1-1305 (434 amino acids)
Source: RefSeq, a predicted model, not a curated record